Molecule: messenger RNA, 1345 nt
Organism: Ctenocephalides felis (cat flea)
Lineage: Eukaryota; Metazoa; Arthropoda; Insecta; Siphonaptera; Pulicidae
Product: leucine-rich repeat-containing protein 4B-like
Exons: 4
Coding region: 89-1345 (418 amino acids)
Cellular component (GO): extracellular matrix
Molecular function (GO): protein binding
Source: RefSeq, a predicted model, not a curated record
UGUAAAGUGUUAUUCCUCAAUCUGUUUAAAAUGUGAAUGUUCCUUAGAUCUAAUUCAGACACCUUGGCAAGUUUCACCAGUUUUAGUUAUGUGCAGUGGUUAUGAAAAUAUAAAUUUUAAUAACACUUUAGUGCUACCAUUAAGAGCAUCAAGAGCUAUUAUGUCUUAUAUGAAAUUAAAAAAUAUUCCAGAUAGAACUUUGUUAAAUAGUUCUUCUUUGGGCUACCUUGAUCUUUCAGCAAAUAAUAUAGAUACAAUACCAGAAGGAUCUUUUGCCUUAUUAUCAGGUUUGAAACACCUGGACAUAAGCAGGAACCGGAUUAGCAGGAUAUACAUUGGUAGUUUUCACAAUUGUUUAAACUUACAAAUAUUAUCAAUGUCCCAAAAUGAGUUGACAUUGCUGCCUCACCGAUUUAACGAAAAAAUUCAAUUUGUUGAAAACUUGGAUAUUUCUUAUAACCCACUAGGCGCAUAUUAUGAGUCCGAUGGUCAUUUUUUGCAUCCUAUGGUAUAUGGAGAAGCUCCAAAAUUGUUGUCACUAAAUUUGGAUGGUAUUGGAUUAAAAAUAAACGAAAAAACAAAUAGUUUUAGUAUACAAGGAGCAAGAAAUCUGCAAAAUCUUACCAUGCGUGGUAAUUCAAUGGAAGUUAUGCCAAGUUUGCCGAGAUUUUUGCGGUAUAUUGAUAUUUCCAGAACGGGAGUGAGAAAAAUUAAACAAGAUACAUUCCCCACAUUGCAACAACUGCAAUCACUAAUCAUCCAGGAUUCUUUGAAUUUGACUGAAAUACAACAAUAUGCUUUAAGUGGAUUUCCUGAAUUAAAAGAAUUUAAGUUGGAUGGAUGUCGAAAACUGCAAAAAUUUAGUGAAUUAGCAUUUGGCCGAGACGUGCUGAACUCAAAAUUAGAAACCCUCACUAUGUCUGGAACAUACUUAAGUUCUUUGGACAGUAAAUUGAAACCGGUGUUUCAAAACUUAACAACGUUUGAUUUAUCAGGAGCCCCUUGGUACUGUAAUUGUUCUGCGUCCUGGCUGAUUCCUCUCGUCAAAGAAACUCUUCAAUGUGCCUCACCAUCUGCAGUUAGUGGAUAUCCUUUAUCAGAAUUGGAUUCUGGUGAUCUCCUUUGUGCACCAGAAGGACCUUAUGGCAGUACUGAGACUAUUGUAGCAGUUCUGGUGUCUUUUGGAUCCUUACUGAUGUCUGUAAUUGCUAUAUACCUAAUUUGCCAAGGUGCAAAAAUAUCGAGACGAGUGUUUCUGCAGAAGUCACCAGGAACACCAGGAGCUGGAUCUCCUUACGGACGUGUUACUGUUGAGCCGAAUAAUGCUGAACAAAUUAACGUGUAA